This is a messenger RNA of Uranotaenia lowii, 2681 nucleotides long. RefSeq names its product DNA-directed RNA polymerase III subunit RPC7 (gene Polr3G). The transcript has 3 exons. The record is from RefSeq and is a predicted model, not a curated record. The coding region runs from base 102 to 764 and encodes 220 amino acids. Lineage: Eukaryota; Metazoa; Arthropoda; Insecta; Diptera; Culicidae. Gene Ontology annotation, cellular component: RNA polymerase III complex. Gene Ontology annotation, biological process: transcription by RNA polymerase III.
AAUCCAGCGCAUGCCGGCAUAAAUUGCGGAAAUCUUUUUUCCGUUUCUAGUUCUUAAUACAUCUUGUUAAGUGUUUUGCUUUUUAGAAAAUAUCUGCAACGAUGGCUGGUCGCGGACGUGGCAAACCAGCGGUAACCCUGACUCAGGAGCAGCUCCAAUCGAUGGGGGUAACUCGAACCGAAAUGCAGAACGUUUCUGCUGCGGCUCCACCCCCGUUGUAUCCUAUUCUUCAAUCAAAACCGGUUCCACUUGAGUCUAACCCGGACCGCGAUUACAAAAUCCUUUGGAAGGAAGAUUUUAUUUCAUACCUUCGAGAAUCGCCGUACUACACGACGACAAAGUGCUCGAAGGGUCCAGUUGAAAGAUACACCGAUAAAGUCAUUAACGUUUUAGAAAACGAUCCAAAACGGAAACAAGACGGGGACUUUAUUUGGAGUAUGCUCCCAGCUGAACUGAAGCCGUCAUUCAAGCGCAGUAAGGGUGGAGCGACGAAUGGGGAAAGUAAGGGUUCGAAACGGUCUAAAACGGUGGACAUCAAUGCCAAAUUGAGUGCACUAGAGAAGAAGGAAACUUUCAGUGAUGAAACGGAAGUGAAGAAGGAGAAAGCCAACGAUUCUGACGAAGAGAACGAGGAUGAUGAACAGGAAGAGGAUAUGGUCGAUGAGGAGAUGGACGACGAAAACGAUUAUGGCAACAACUAUUUUGACAAUGGUGAGGCAUACAACGAAGAGGAUGACAAUCUGGAUGAUGGACCGGUGUAUUGAAAGUAAUUUAGUCGCUUUAAUAGUUACUAUUUAUUUAGCAUCGCAUUAACUUUAUCAUAUACAAUUCUAUUACUAAAUAGUAAGCAAAAUGAUUGAUAGACUUUGCGUUUGCUGUCUCUAUUCUCGUUGAAUUUUCUACAACAGUUUUGUAAGCACUAUAUCUUAUAAAGUGGGUGUGUAAAUAUAACAAUAUAAUAAUAAUAUUAGCAAGGUGCAACAAAAUAUGUUUUGAGUGAACAGUCACUAAAAAAAGGACCCGAUGGGCUGGACAUAAAUUUGGAAUAAUUUGUUUCGAUAUUAGGCUGUUGUCCAAACUAAAACCUUAUAUGAUGAGUAAAAUCAACAGUAUCAUUGGUGAUCACUAAGCUCAAAUUGCGCUACAAAUCAAGCAACUAAUGCGAUCGCGCAAUCUCGGAGAAGAAGUCCAAAAUGUCUUUGAUCGUAAAGUCCAGCGUAAUCAUUGCCCCGGCGUAACAUCGUUGGAUCCACAGCUCUAGCGAAUUGUACUGGGCGAUAAAUUCUUCCUGCAUGGCGCGCCAAACCACUUGCAGCAGAUUUUCCUCGUCGCACAAAUGCUUCUCGACCUUUUUGUAGAGCUGUUCCAAACCUUUCUUCACCUCUCGGGCUGGAUAUUGAGCGAUAACCUUUCGUAGUUCCUGCUUAGAGUACGCCAUCUGGUAGCUGAUUUCGGUUUCCUUCACGCCUUGUUGCACUUUUUGUUGAACUCCCUCGAAGAAUUGCUGGAAUAUAAGAUAUAUUAUUAAAGGGUUGAAAAAGAAAAAUAAUUUGAGGCUACAAACAUUCAACUUCUCCAAAGGUCUUCCGAAAUACUUGGUGACGUAUGCCUUCAGCGCAUCGUUGUACCUAACUUUGGCAUCCUUCUUCAACUGUUCCAGCACGCCCACCUUGAGCUGCGACAAUAGCGAAUGCAUUCGAUGGUAGUUUUCCAUCUUGACCACCUGUUGUGGAGUUUUCGCAUGUUCCAUAGCGUGGGCCGGAAUGUACUCGAAGAUGGAAGACACCAGUUUGAGGUACCACUUGUCCAGAUCGUUUCGCCGUUCGGUUUUUUUGAAAAUUGCUUCGGCAGUAACAGCAAACUCUUCGAAAUUUUCCACAUAGGGCAGCAGACCACACUUGGACCGUUUCGGAACUUUGGCCUCUUGAAUCGAUUGCAGCUGGAGGUUCAUAAACUUGUCGAAAUUUCGCUUAACGUGAACUAGCGCCGAAGCAAAGGUCAUACUGAGAAAAGAUUGAGCAUCCUGAGCCGACAUUACGUGUUGCGUGAGACGAACAAGAACGUAUAAGGAAUAACUGAAAAAUAUUAAACUGUUAUAAAAUUGUCAAAACAAGAUCCGAAUUCAGAAACUUACUAACUGUCCAACUUUUCAUAACUCAGAAUAAAGCUGUUAAGUUCCUGUUCCAGAUUGCUGAACAACUCCCCCAUCAUUCGUCGAACUUCUUCGUUAAUUUGUCGAUCCAAGCGUUUUUGGGGAAUCGCCAGUGCCGUGUCCCUUUCAUCACGUUCUGGAACAUUCGAAGCCAUCUCGAGCGUUGUCUGAGUAUUUUUGCCCGUCGGACUGAUCACAUCGAGUUGGAAGAAGGCAAUACAGAAGUGCUGCUCGCUCAAUGCCACCGGUUCCAGUUCAGCCAAGACUUUUUCCAAAAUGGAAUCAAACAUUUGGCGCUCGGAAGGUUCCGCUCCUUGUCCCCAUUGAUCCCGAUUGAUUCCAAUUAUUCCGUAAGGUUGAGGCGAAGGUUUGCUACUUUGUUGGCCCAAUUUCAACUUAUUGCUCAUCGAGCUGCUGUUUAAAUCUUCCCUGGAACCAAAUCGCUUAACAGAUAUUGAUUGCUUGGCCAUAUCGAAAAAGUUUCGUAUAUCUCGAUCGUAAACUUUACUCAACGAGCUGGUGUACACUU